AUGUGGUUCCUCUCAUCAAAGAAGAAGGACGAAACACCCCAAGAGCAACCAAAGGCAGAGUCCGCCACUCCUCACGAGCCAGAACCCCCAAAGGCUUAUGUUAUCGGAUGUAAACAAGGCGAACCAAAGAUCCGUGCCGUCGCAUUAUUGACCUCUACGAGCUUUGAGCUCAAAUACGCUCUCGACCACACAGUCGACAAGGAGCAAGAGGAUCAAGGCUGGAAUAACUGGUUGUUGGAUGCCCUUGACGGGAUGUUCGCGCCUACCAUGGGAGGUAUCAAAGUAAGCGACAUCGACCUGGAUACCGACUUGUUCUCUAGCUCCACCGAAACAAUUCUUGUACCAGAUAUGAGCGACGAAACCAAGUCCAAGUUGAUCCUCGAAUACCUCCAACGAAAGGCCCAAGAAGAAAGUGGACGUUCCUCUACUUCCCGUGGCUCUGCUUCCGAUGACGAUUUCGAGUUUUGCCGAUAG
Messenger RNA from Hymenoscyphus albidus, 474 nucleotides. Lineage: Eukaryota; Fungi; Ascomycota; Leotiomycetes; Helotiales; Helotiaceae. The record is from the annotation of a GenBank genome assembly.